AUGCAUAUUUGGAGAAGCGUCUGUACUCCACUCAAUCAGAGUCUUUCAAAGCAAUUCUUGAACUAUACAGGAUGUGCUAAAAGUAAGAAUGAGACCAUCUUCUUCCGAACGCAAGAUCAGGAUGAACCUCAACCUCUUUUAGCAACAUGUCCAAGGGUUCAGCUUCCAGUGAAUAAGCUGGCUUUCUCUCCUGAUCCAUUCACAUUCAUAGCUUCUGAAUUCCCUGUUACAGUUCAGCUUUCUAAUGACUGUGCUUCAUGUGUUUCUGACAAAGGGAUAUGCAAGCUCAACAGCACUGGAGGAUUUUAUUGUCUCAACGGCAUAUAUAUAGGUGUAACAAGUGGAACUGUUGUGAUUAUAAUUGGUUUGGUUGUUUUUCAAUUGCGGAACAAACGAAGACACAAGUCUUUGGGCUCACAAAAUCAGUCAAGAACCAUUGAAUCUGAUAAUACUCACUCAAAUGUAAUCCUAGAAGAUAGACACAUCUACUUUAAGUUCCCCGUCUUCUCCUAUGAGGAACUCGAAGAAGCAACAAACAAAUUUGAUCGAUCAAGAGAACUUGGAAGCGGAGGCUUUGGAACUGUUUACUAUGGAAAACUUAAAGAUGGACGAGAAGUUGCUGUUAAGCGGCUGUUUGAGCGCAACUCAUGUGUACAGCAAUUCAUGAAUGAAGUUAAGAUUCUAACAGGCUUGCGGCACAAAAACCUUGUGUCACUUUAUGGCUGCACUUCCCGUACCAGUCGUGAACUGCUCCUAGUCUACGAAUAUAUUCCAAAUGGAACUCUUGGUUGUCAUCUUCAUGGAAAUCUAGCAAAACCUGGUUCACUACCGUGGCCCUUGAGGAUGCGGAUUGCCAUAGAGACAGCAAACGCAUUGUCCUAUCUCCAUGCUUCUGGCAUCAUUCACCGCGAUGUCAAAUCCAGCAACCUUCUUCUAGAUCACCAUUUUUGUGUCAAGGUUGCUGACUUUGGUAUUUCCAAAUUGUUUCCCAUGUUUGUGUCUCAUGUCUCCACGGCUCCAGCAGGUAGCCCAGGUUAUUUGGACCCCGAAUAUUACCAAUUCUGCGAGCUUACUGAAAAGAGUGAUGUUUAUAGUUUCGGAGUCGUGCUGAUUGAACUCAUAUCUUCUAAGCCAGCUAUCAUUGUUACAAGGGCCAAGGAUAAGAUUAAUUUGGCAAAUAUGGCAGUUAAGAAGAUUCAGAAAAGAGCGUUUACUGAGUUUGUAGAUCCUUCCCUUUGUUUUGAGUCUGAUGACAAGGUUAAGGAGAUGAUAAUCUCAGUGGCAAACUUAGCUUUUCAGUGCCUACAGAGGGAUGGAGAGCUAAGACCUUCCAUGGAUAAAGUAGUGGAGUUUCUGCAGAAAAUUGAAAAUGGGAAGGAUGAUUAUCUAAAGCACCUAGAGUUUCGUGGUGUUGGGUUUUCGAACUGGGAGAUACAUACAUCUCUUCCAACCUCACUACUUUUGGAUGGAGCUGGAUCACUAAAUGACUCAAUGCCACAACUCCCUCCCCGUACAGUAUGAUGAUGAUUGUAAAAUUAAAGUAGUUUUAUUGUACCUGAAAGGGUGUUUGGUAAGCUUCAAAAACACUUUUAAAAUGCACUUUUAUAUAAGUCGAAAUUAAACUCCUCUUACAUAGUUAUUUCGAACUCUGUAAUACAGUUCUUUCCA
This is a messenger RNA of Neltuma alba, 1668 nucleotides long. Its product is annotated as LEAF RUST 10 DISEASE-RESISTANCE LOCUS RECEPTOR-LIKE PROTEIN KINASE-like 1.1. Gene Ontology annotation, biological process: protein phosphorylation. Gene Ontology annotation, molecular function: protein kinase activity; ATP binding. Bases 1 to 1521 code for a protein of 506 amino acids. Lineage: Eukaryota; Viridiplantae; Streptophyta; Magnoliopsida; Fabales; Fabaceae. The record is from RefSeq and is a predicted model, not a curated record. The transcript has 4 exons.